AACCAAAAGGGUUUAUUCGUUCAGCUCUUGCGUUUCGAAAUUAUACCAGUCGCCAUGUCGGCCCCAGCACCCGCCUCCCAGUCCUCCUGCAAGGUCAUGCUGUCCAAGCAUGUCGCCAAUGGCCUGCUCCAGGAGGUCCAGGAGGGGCUCAAGACCCUCGAGAAGCCGCCGCACUUGGUCGGCUUCCUGGCCAACAAUGACCCCGCUGCGCUGAUGUAUGCGCAGUGGACGCAGAAGACUUGCGAGGAACAAGGCUUCAAGUACUCCCUCCGCGAGGUCUCCCGCGACGACAUCGAAGAGUCCAUCAUCGCCGCCAACGGCGACUCGGACGUCGACGGCAUCAUCGUCUACUACCCGAUCUUCAACAACCGUCAGGACCAGUACCUGCAGCAGAUCGUCGAUGUUGGCAAGGAUGUCGAGGGUCUCAGCCAUCGUUACAUCUUCAACAUGUACCAGAAUAUCCGCUUCCUGGACCCGGAGACCAAGCGCCAAAAGUGCAUUCUGCCUUGCACCCCGCUGGCCAACAUCAAGAUCCUCGAGUACCUCAACAUCUACAACACUAUCCUUCCCUACGGCAACCGUCUGUUCGGUCACACGAUCUGUGUGGUGAACCGCUCUGAGGUCGUUGGUCGUCCAUUGGCCGCGCUGCUUGCCAAUGACGGUGCUUGCGUGUACAGUGUUGAUAUCACCGGUGUGCAAAAGUUCACCCGUGGCGAGGGUCUGAAGAACCGCCGACACGAGAUUGUCGAUAUGGAGGGUGCCACUCUUAAGGAUGUUGCGCCGCUGUGCGAUGUUGUCAUCUCGGGUGUGCCCGGUGAGAAGUAUAAGUUUGAUACUAGCCUGCUCCGCGAGGGUGCCGUGUGUAUCAACUUCUCCAGCGAGAAGAACUUCGGCCCUGAGGUCAAGGAGAAGGCCUCCCUCUUCGUGCCUUCUAUUGGCAAGGUGACCAUCGUUGUCCUGCUGCGCAAUCUGCUGAGACUCAUCCAGAACCGCCGGGUGGACAAUGUUCAGCCUGCCGCCGCCACCGAGCGACCGGGCACCCUGGAGGCGUCUUCUUAAACGCCUGUUUAUUGUGCUUGAUGGAUGUUACGAGGUUGUUAUGUCUAAAAGAUUAUCCAUAUAGACUCUGUUGUUUUUAGCCAUUUUGAGUAUACUAAGGAAUGCGAUCGCUCCAUUCUUGCUGUUAUUUUUUCUUACUUGUUGUGUUCAUCGUCCGGAAAUUAACACCUAACUACAG
Molecule: messenger RNA, 1237 nt
Organism: Penicillium subrubescens
Lineage: Eukaryota; Fungi; Ascomycota; Eurotiomycetes; Eurotiales; Aspergillaceae
Product: methylenetetrahydrofolate dehydrogenase (NAD(+))
Exons: 4
Coding region: 55-1059 (334 amino acids)
Biological process (GO): purine nucleobase biosynthetic process
Cellular component (GO): cytosol
Molecular function (GO): methylenetetrahydrofolate dehydrogenase (NAD+) activity; methylenetetrahydrofolate dehydrogenase (NADP+) activity
Source: RefSeq, a predicted model, not a curated record